AUGAGAGUCAACGCAAGAUGCUUCGGAUUGGAAAGAGGAGGACUACCUUUCCACAAGCUCGUCAAGAACAGCGCGUACUUCAGUCGCUUCCAGACCAAGUACAAGCGCCGCCAGCAGGGCAAGACCGACUACUAUGCCCGCAAGCGCCUCAUCAACCAGGCCAAGAACAAGUACAAUGCGCCCAAGUACCGCCUUGUCGUCCGCUUCACCAACCGCGACAUCAUCAUGCAGAUUGUCACCUCGGAGAUCACCGGCGACAAGGUCUUCGCCUCGGCCUACUCCCACGAGCUGCGCGCCUACGGCAUUGAGCACGGUCUGACCAACUGGGCUGCGGCCUACGCCACCGGCCUGCUGAUUGCCCGCCGUGUCCUGAGCAAGCUCGGCCUCGACGAGACCUUCAAGGGUGUUGAGGAGCCCGAUGGCGAGUACACCCUCACCGAGGCUGCCGAGGGCGAGGACGGCGAGGAGCGCCGCCCCUUCAAGGCCUUCCUGGACGUCGGUCUGCAGCGCACCUCCACGGGUGCCCGUGUCUUUGGCGCCAUGAAGGGUGCCUCGGACGGCGGCAUCCUGAUCCCGCACUCCGAGAACCGCUUCCCCGGCUUCGACAUUGAGACCAAGGAGCUGGACGCCGAGGUCCUGAAGAACUACAUCUUCGGCGGCCACGUUGGCGAGUACAUGGAGCUGCUCGAGGACGAGGACGAGGAGCGCUUCCGCAGCCAGUUCCAGCAGUACACCGACGACGAGGUCACCGCGGAGGACCUGGAGGAGCUGUACACCAACGCCCACGAGGCCAUCCGCGCCGACCCCUUCAAGAAGGUCGAGGGCGAGGGCCCCAAGAAGUCCAAGGCGGAGUGGAAGGCCGAGUCGCUCAAGUACAAGACCCCCAGACUCACGCGCGAGCAGCGCAAGGAGCGCAUCCAGGCCCGCAUUGCCGAGCUGACCCAAGAGUAA
This is a messenger RNA of Sporothrix schenckii 1099-18, 951 nucleotides long. RefSeq names its product large subunit ribosomal protein L5e. The record is from RefSeq and is a predicted model, not a curated record. The transcript is spliced from 2 exons. Gene Ontology annotation, biological process: ribosomal large subunit assembly; translation. The coding region runs from base 1 to 951 and encodes 316 amino acids. Gene Ontology annotation, molecular function: 5S rRNA binding; structural constituent of ribosome. Gene Ontology annotation, cellular component: ribosome; cytosolic large ribosomal subunit. NCBI's taxonomy places the organism in Eukaryota, Fungi, Ascomycota, Sordariomycetes, Ophiostomatales, Ophiostomataceae.